This is a messenger RNA of Eruca vesicaria subsp. sativa (arugula), 1058 nucleotides long. The record is from the annotation of a GenBank genome assembly. NCBI's taxonomy places the organism in Eukaryota, Viridiplantae, Streptophyta, Magnoliopsida, Brassicales, Brassicaceae.
GUCCCAUUUUUCCUAGACAUAAAAUAAAAUAACCCACAAGAAAUAAACAAACCAAUGAAAACGGUUAGAGCUUGACCGUAAAUCAAGUCAUCCGAGAUCUCUCCGGAUCAUGUCGUCCUCCUCUUCAAACUUUGUAGUGGAAUCUUGCGACGUCGAUUCCGAGGAAGGUGUGAAGCUCCACACGAGAGUCUUUAAACCCAGAGAUGUACAAGCUUCAGACGAGGAGGAUCUGACAAUAGUUUUGGUCCACCCUUUCUCUCUCCUCGGUGGUUGUCAAGCUCUCCUCAGAGGCAUAGCUUCUGAGUUGGCCUGUAAAGGCUUAAAGGCCGUCACUUUCGAUACGAGAGGUGCUGGUAAAUCAACGGGGAGAGCUACUCUUACUGGGUUUGCUGAGGUUAAGGAUGUGAUCGCUGUUUGUCGGUGGGUUUCUCAGAAUCUCGGUGCUCAUAGGAUCCUCCUUGUUGGUUCUUCUGCUGGUGCACCAAUUGCAGGAUCAGCGGUGGAGCAAGUAGAGCAAGUGGUUGGAUAUGUGAGUUUAGGAUACCCAUUUGGCCUAAUGGCCUCGGUUCUAUUUGGGAGGCACCACAAGGCCAUUCUCUCAUCUCCUAAACCAAAACUCUUCGUUAUGGGAACACAAGACGGCUUCACUAGCGUUAACCAGCUCAAGAAGAAGCUGAAAUCUUCUGUGGGACGCACCGAAACACACCUCCUUGAAGGCGUUAGCCAUUUCCAGAUGGAAGGACCUGAAUAUGAUUCUCAGAUGGCUGAUGUCAUAUUCAACUUUAUUUCAUCCUUGUAAUAUUUUCAUAUGCUACUUCAUGUGAGAGUUAGACUUAAUUUGUAUAUUAUGCUUUGAUGGCUGUUGGGCCCGAAUUUAGCCCGUUAGCUGAAUUAAUGGGCCGAAUAGUAGAAACCGUUUGUAAAGCAUUACGAGCCCAUCAGGAAGCUUCCCCUCAAAUGAGGACCACAUGAAACCGUUACCUAUCGGUGAAAACAGGUCACGAACAAAAGACUCGGGACCUCAUUUUCAAAACAGUUAGCAAGAAACAGCUCCGGAG